AUGCAAUCUUGCAGACGCAGUACAGUCCAAGGUCUUUUGGGAUCAGACGAGAUCGCCAUCACAAUUCCAGUAUUCCCCCGAUUGGGUACAGCAAGGUCGUUUACCACUCCCGAUCUUCCGCAUUGUGACAAUGGCUCCCACGUCAACUUGGAUCCUUUAUUCACCAGCUACAAACGAUGGAAAUGUCUAGCAGACAACUUGAAGUCUCGACGACAGCGAGAAUUCGAACUGGAAGUGCCUCUGUUUCAAGACAUCAAUACAUCUAACGGUAGUGUGCUACUGGAUCACUUUGGGUACGGCUCAGGCGGUUGUGCCUUGCAAGUGACCUUACAAGCAAAGAAUAUCGAUGAAGCAUGCUUACUCCACGAUCAGCUUUCCAUAUUGGGCCCACUGAUGCUUGCAAUGACAGCCGGAACACCAAGCUACAGAGGACUUUUGACAGACACUGAUGUGCGCUGGGAUGUUUUGCAAUCCCUUCUCGACGACAGAACUCCCGAGGAGUUGCUAGAGAUGAACGGAAUGGAGAGCGAUGCAAUCCAUGCGAAACUCCGAGGAAGCACGAGUCCAAUCUACCUUUCGGAAAGUGACGAUGUACAAGAACACUAUCAGUCAUACCUCGCACGUCCCUCUGAGGUCCAGGAUCAAUUGAAGAGAAAAGGAAUGGCCAAUGGCCUUGCAUCUCAUUUCACCCAUUAUCUUCAGUAUGAUCCUAUCAUCCUGGAGCCUGAUCAUGUAGAGUCUUUUGGUCCUGAAGAUUCUUACCAUUUCUCAACCCUCUACCGUUCUGCGUGGCCUCAUGUUAGGCUCAAAUUCCCCGAGGGGAAAGAUACAGGAUGGCGUCUCGAGUUUCGGCCCAUGGAAGUUCAAUUGACCGACUUCGAAAAUGCGGCCUUCAUCGCAUUCAUGGUUUUAUUGCGACAUUCGAUAGAAUAUUACAAACUCAACUUGUACAUUCCCAUGAGGCUUGUGGUCAAGAAUAUGCAAGCCGCCGGUAAGCGGGAUGCUGUUCUCCAAGAAAAGUUCUGGGUCCGCAGUGGCGACUGCCUGCCAAAGGGCACUCGAUGGAAAGGAACUCGUACAGCGACUUGUUCUCAGUGUUCGAUGCCAGAGAAGAAUUCUCCAACAGCCAAAUUCGAGCAGACAACAUUACAGGAGAUAUUUUGCGGUCCAAUUCAUCACUCCGGUGACGGGGCCACAGAUGGUAGUGAUGCCGGAUUCCCUGGUUUCAUACCGCUCAUCAAGGGUUUUCUCGAAAGCAUUUCGAUUGACGAUGAGCAAAAGACUGUGCUCAUGGGAUAUAUCGAUUUUAUUGGAAAGAGGGCCUCGGGCCAGCUGUGGACUGACGCUGGCUGGAUAAGGCAUGUUAUCCGUUCUCAUCCGUCUUACAAGAAUGACAGCGUGGUCACUGAGGAGGCCUGCUAUGAUCUGUGCUGCCAAAUUAAAGACGUCUCGCAGGGAAAACUGCGAAUUCCUAUGCUUUUUUAA
Molecule: messenger RNA, 1485 nt
Organism: Penicillium olsonii
Lineage: Eukaryota; Fungi; Ascomycota; Eurotiomycetes; Eurotiales; Aspergillaceae
Source: the annotation of a GenBank genome assembly